This is a messenger RNA of Tachysurus vachellii, 648 nucleotides long. RefSeq names its product ATPase H+ transporting V0 subunit e1 (gene atp6v0e1). Gene Ontology annotation, biological process: proton transmembrane transport. Gene Ontology annotation, molecular function: proton-transporting ATPase activity, rotational mechanism. The transcript has 4 exons. Gene Ontology annotation, cellular component: proton-transporting V-type ATPase, V0 domain. The coding region runs from base 104 to 340 and encodes 78 amino acids. Lineage: Eukaryota; Metazoa; Chordata; Actinopteri; Siluriformes; Bagridae. The record is from RefSeq and is a predicted model, not a curated record.
ACCGUCACUCAUCGCUGUUGUAAAGUUUGUGGAAGUUAGAAACCUGCUUCAGCUUCAUAUUCCAUCAACUCUACACUCUUGUGUCUUAGUUUGAACAGCAGACAUGCAUUUUGUGAUCCCUGUAUGCGUAAUGACUGUGUUUUGGGGCCUUGUUGGAGGAGUGGUGCCGUGGUUUAUACCUAAAGGACCAAAUCGGGGUGUUAUUGUGAUCAUGCUGGUCCUAACAGCAGUUUGCUGCUACCUCUUCUGGCUGAUUGCCUUUCUGGCGCAGCUGAACCCACUGCUUGGGCCGACACUCAGCAACCACACCAUAUGGUACCUCUAUUAUCACUGGGAAUAAUUUUUAAUCGUAGUCUCUUUAUCAGAUGCAUGUAUAUGGCCAAACAUCCACUUCACUUUCUCAUAAAGGGAAGAAUGAAUCCAUAGGCUGUCUGUGUGUGUUGUAAAAUGUGGUUUCUAAUUUUUCUUGUUUGUCUUUUAAAGGAAAUAAUGAACAAACUGAAGAUGUGUAUUUUUUGUAAUUUUGUCCAUUACCAAAAACGUCAGUGUAUUUGGAGUAUUUUUAAACUCUGCCUUUGUUAAUGCAUUUCCUUGUCUUUUUGUAUUUAUGUAACUAAACACUGAAUAAAUAUUUCCAGAUGUCAUUUA